Knipowitschia caucasica is the source of this 507-nucleotide messenger RNA. The record is from the annotation of a GenBank genome assembly. NCBI's taxonomy places the organism in Eukaryota, Metazoa, Chordata, Actinopteri, Gobiiformes, Gobiidae.
AUGUGCAUCAGUGAAGGUGAUCUUGACAUCCACAUCAAGGAGGAACCUCAGAUGCACCAAAUCGACCAGGGACAAAACGGAGAAAUACAGGAGACUGUCAGCCCAAACUUUGACAGUCCACUUUCCAGAUGUGACCUGAAAGAGGAGGAAUCAAGCGAGACUGCGGUGAUCAAGCAAGAGCCAGAGGCGUGCGUCAAAGAGGAGACCAUUGACCCAGAGCCAGACGCAGACGCAGAGCCAGACGCAGAGCCAGACGCAGAGGAUUGCUGCAGCAGCUUCCAAAACGUGAAGGAAGAAGCUUGUUCAGAAUCAUCAGACUUCUAUCCAUCGCCCGGCGUGCGUUGGCGCUGGAUGUCACCGGUGUCGUCGCGCUACAGUAGUUUUGGUGUUGGAUGGCCUCGGAGGUCAUCGUGUGGGAAGAGGAGGUGGCUCUGCAGGGCUUUGCUGCGGCUCUCGUCCCGUCCCUUUGGGCUCCGCCAGGCCCACAUGCACUUCUCUCAUUCAUGA